AUGCCACUCGUGCUGGAUUGGAUGAGCUCUGGCAGCACAGUACCUAUCCACAGCUUCGUGAAGCUCGAACUGUCUUUGCUUGCAUCCGGAAUGACGAGGCUUGGACUCUUCACGCCUGCGUCGGACUCUGUGAACACAGGAUUAUUGCCACUUCCCCAAAGUUUCGUGUGCCCAGGAAGCUCGAUGCUAGCUUACGCAAACAUCCGGCUUGGCUUGAGCCUGUCUGUGCCAGACCACGUGACCCUCGGUUCGGCUGUGCCCCUACAAUCACAUGUUCGUCUCGACUCUGCUAUGCUGAUCUACGGCACAACGCAACCAGGCUUUUCUUUGCUAGCCCUGGAUCACAUUCAGUCCGGCCUGUUCUUGCCUUCACAAGGGCCUGUUCAAUUUGGGUUCUUCAUGCUUGUGUAUGGACUAGCCCAUCCCGAUCUGCUGUUGCCAAUCCUGGACUUUGUGAGUCCGGAAUCGUCAAUGCUUCCAAGAACUUUCGUGCAGCCCGGGUUCAUGCUGCUUGUGUCCGGUGUUGCAAGGCCUGGGCUGCUCCUGCUUGCUCUGGAUCUCGUGUCCCCGGGAAGUGUGCCGUCACUGAGGCAGCCUGCACGCCCUGGCUUGGCUCUUUCGACUUACGGGACGGUGCGUCCGGGAUCCUUUCCGCCCAUGCUAGACCACGUAACUUCUGGGAGCUUGCUGCCUUUGCAUGGCUCGGGCUGCAUGGGGCUCUCUAUCUUCGUCUUUGGGCUGACCCGCCCGGGACUCAUGAUGCCAGUGCUAGACUAUGUCCACAUGGCUUCACCGGCCUUCCUGCGAAGCCUCGGAUGUUUGGACUUACUGCUGCCUGCCUAUGGCAUGCUCUGCUCGGAACCUUCGAUGCCAAUCCUGGAUUUUCUGCACAUGGCAUCCUUCCUGCUGUUGCGCGCCCAUGCGCAUCCUGGACUGCCACUGCCCACGUACGGGGCGACGCGUCUUGAGCUACUGUUGCUUGUAUCGGACUUCAUUCAUGCAGGCUUCUCGACGUCGGCAUACGGGUUGGCAUGCCUCGAUGCCCCACCAUCGGUCCCGGACUAUGUCUCGCUGGAUUCCCUUCUGCUCGCACGUUCUUUUGUUUGCUUUGGCCCAAUCCUCGCAGCCUUUGACAGUUGCCGCUUUGCAUCGCUGAUGCCGCUUCGAAGCUUUGCACAUCCAGGAAGCCCAUCAUCAGCCUAUGGACUGGCACGUUCGGACUUGUCGAUCUCUACCUUGGACUUUGCUCAGAUCGGGCUUCCACUCUUUUCGCGAAGCUUUGCAAGGCCUGGCCCGUCCACCCUUUUGUAUGGGUUCAGCAAGAUGGAAUCGUCGCUGUUUGUCUUGGACUACGUGGUGUCAGACUCCACCAUGUUGCUGCAAGCGUUCGCAAGCUCAGCGACUUUAGUUUUCAAGUGCUUUCGCUUUGACAGCACAGUCUCCAUUCUGGACUGCAUGAACUUGGGCCUCAUGCUGCUGUUGAGAGGCCUCGCGCACAUUGGCCCGUCUGUACCUGCCUUUGGGCUGUCAUGCCUGGGAUCGCCUCUGCUUGCACCGGAUCUUGUUCUUACGGGAAGCAGCCUGCCGCCCAAAAGCCUUGCAUGCUUGGGCUCAUUGCUGCUGGCUUAUGGCAUGACCAGAUCAGGGCCGUUGAUGCCCGCCCUCGAUCUCGUGACUCUUGGCCUGCCGCUGCCUUUGCAAUCGUUCCUCUGUAUGGGCUCCUCCACGCCGGUCUUUGGAGUCGUGCGUCUGGGCCUAUCCUCGUCGGUGCCUGACUUCUUGCAUUUGGGGCUGUCGCUGUCUCCGCGAGGUUCAACACGGCCAGGGUCGAGCUUAUUGCCCUAUGGACUUACACGCCUUGAGCUGCCACCUUCGGCACCCGACUCUGUGCACAUGGGUUUGCCUUUGCCACCGAGGAGCUUUUCCCACCCAGACAGCUCCCCGCUCUUGUAUGGCAUGUUCUGUGCUGACUUUCUACUUCUGGUGCUGGAUUAUUGCACUUUUGGAAGCCUUCUGUCGCCUAGGGGUUUUGCGUGGUCGGGUUUCACGACUUUAGUAUAUGGCAUGACUUGGAUGGAAAGCUCUUUCUCUGCGCUGGACUCUGUCCAUUCGGGUCCCUCCUUGUCACCGAGAGGCAUCGUUCAGACAGGUAGUUCCCUGUUUGCAUACGGAGUUUCCUGCUUGGACUCUCUCCUGUCCGUCCUGGACCUCGUGCACAUGGGGCUGUUCUUGCCACUUCGCUCAUCCAUUCGCUGUGGCAGCGCGCUCCCAGUUUACGGCAUGGUUCGCCUGGACAGCUCACUGCCCGUGCCGGACCCUAUCAGCCUGGAAAGCACAUUGUCUUUGCAUGGUUACAUCCGCCCAGGGCUUGUUAUGUCCGUGUAUGGGAUGUCGCAGCUGGGUUCGCCGCCUCCCGUCCCAGAUCUCCUGCACUCAGGCCCCUCCCUGUCUCUUAGAAGCCAUAUGCGCUUGGAGCUGGCAAUCCUCGUGUACGGGAUGGCCCAGCUCGGCCUGUCGCUCCUUGCCUCGGACCUUGUCCACUCAGGCUCGAGUCCGCCGCUGAAGACCUUCUUGAGGACGGGCUUUGCACCCCUCGCAUUCGGCCUGUCCAGGCUGGACAGUCCUUUACCUGUGCUGGACCCCGUGCAUGCUG
Symbiodinium necroappetens is the source of this 2653-nucleotide messenger RNA. NCBI's taxonomy places the organism in Eukaryota, Dinophyceae, Suessiales, Symbiodiniaceae. The record is from the annotation of a GenBank genome assembly.